Molecule: messenger RNA, 2829 nt
Organism: Ananas comosus (pineapple)
Lineage: Eukaryota; Viridiplantae; Streptophyta; Magnoliopsida; Poales; Bromeliaceae
Product: BTB/POZ domain-containing protein At1g30440-like
Exons: 5
Coding region: 754-2655 (633 amino acids)
Molecular function (GO): protein binding
Source: RefSeq, a predicted model, not a curated record
GUGCACAAAUUGGAGAAGCAGAAGCUCUUUUUAACCUGCCUUUUGGCUUUCUCCUCCCAGCAGCUGCUGCAUUGCCCUGCUGUCCUUUUACUGCUGCAAAAAUUAAUGGGUUGUUGCAUGCAAAAUGGUCCCCCAAAAAAGCUACAUCUUAGAGGAGUUAUGAAAGAGGGAGGGAGGGGAAAAGACAGGAUAGAAACUACCCAUUUUUGGGUGGAGGGUUCUCUUUGCAAUUUUGCCAUCCAACUCAUCUGAGUUGUUUGUUGGGUUUCUUCUUUCUUUCUUUCUUUUUUUUUUCUUUUUUUUUUUUUUUUGAUUAAGAUAGUAUAGGAGUUGUGGGGACUUGUCUAAAGAUUUGUUCUUGGUUGGAUCUGAGGUUUUAGCCUUUGGGGCUUGGAGGAGCAUUAAUGGGUUUGUUUUCUGCAAGAUUUGGGUUUUUUUUAAGUGCUUUUGUCCGGCCAUUAAAUUCUUGAGAGUGGUCCAAAAGAUUUGUUUUUUGAUAGCUUGUUUUCCAGUUGUUUAUUUGUUUUUUUUUUCUUUCUUUCUUUUUUCUGGGGCUUUUUCAAGAAGUAGAUUUUUGGGUUAUUGGCUUGAUCUUUGAUCUCUUUAGAGUUGUGGGUGUUCUGCUUUUAGGCUAAUUUGCAGUUUUGAGUCCAACAUUUGUGUGUUCUUAGUGGUGAUCAACAGGAAGCUACAGUAGGGCUCUGUGUGUGAUGUGAUUUACCUUCCUCUCCUCUUCCCAGUUUUGUAAACAAGAUGGCAUGUAUGAAAUUGGGUUCAAAAUCUGACUCCUUCCAAAGACAAGGGCAAGCUUGGUUCUGCACGACCGGGCUUCCUAGUGAUGUUACCGUUGAAGUUGGCGACAUGUCAUUCCACCUUCACAAGUUUCCUCUCCUAUCCAAGAGCGGCCUCCUCGAAAAACUAAUCGACGAGAAUUCUGAAGAAGAAGAGGCUUGCAUCAUAAAGCUGCCGGACGUUCCGGGUGGCGCGAAGUCGUUCGAGCUCGUGGCCAAGUUCUGCUACGGCGUAAAGCUAGAACUCACUGCCUCAAAUGUUGUGUACCUGCGAUGUGCGGCAGAGCAUCUUCAGAUGACCGAAGAAAUUGCCGAGGGCAACUUGAUUACGCAAGCUGAGAUUUUCCUCAACCAAGUAGUCCUCAAAAGCUGGAAAGACUCGCUACAAGCACUACAAGCUUGCGAAGAUAUCCUCCCUCACGCCGAAAAGUCGCACAUCGUUAAGAGAUGCAUCGAAUCAUUGGCUGUUAAAGCUUCUACAGAUCCAAACCUCUUCGGCUGGCCUAUGAUAGAACAUGGGCCGAUGCAAAGCCCCGGAGGGAGCGUUCUCUGGAACGGCAUAAGCACAGGGGCCCGGCCGAGAAACUGUAAUUCGGAUUGGUGGUACGAGGAUGUCUCGUCCUUAAGCUUUCCAAUAUAUAAAAGGCUAAUCACAGUAAUGGAAUCUCGGGGCACUAGAUCGGAGAUCAUCGCGGGCUCGCUCACAUCUUACGCGAAGAAGUAUCUUCCCGGAUUAAGUAGGCGCCAAAAUAUUGCAUCGGCAGCUUUGAGAGCCGCACCAACCGAAGAAGAACAGAGGCAGCUGCUCGAAGAUAUUGAGAGUUUGUUGCCGUUCCAAAAGGGUAUCGUACCAACGAAGGUUCUAUUUGGGCUUCUUCGAACAGCGAUGAUUUUGAAGGCGAACAAGUCUUGUAUCUCCAAAUUGGAGAAAAGGAUCGGAAUGCAACUUGACCAGGCUACAUUGGAAGAUUUAUUACUGCCAAAUUUUUCUUACUCGAUGGAGACGCUUUAUAAUGUUGAUUGCGUUCAAAGAAUUCUAGAGCAUUUCAUAGCCAUGGAUCAGGCUAAUAACGGGGAUGCAUCACCUAGUUUGAUCGAUGAUGAGCAGUUAAUGGGGUCGCCUUCGUUGGCUCCGAUUACCGCCGUAGCGAAGUUAAUAGACGGUUACCUUGCGGAAGUCGCACCUGAUGUGAAUCUGAAAUUACCAAAAUUUGAAGCUUUGGCCAUCGCAGUGCCUGAUUACGCCCGGCCUCUGGACGACGGACUCUAUCGUGCAAUUGAUAUAUACUUGAAGUCGCACUCGUGGCUCACGGAAUCCGAGAGAGAGCAGCUGUGCCGGCUAAUGGACUCUCAAAAGCUCUCUCUAGAAGCCUGCACUCACGCGGCUCAAAACGAGAGACUCCCGCUCCGCAUAGUAGUUCAAGUCCUCUUCUUCGAGCAACUUCAACUAAGGACCUCAAUCGCGGGAUGCUUGCUUGUUUCAGAUAAUCUCGACGGCUCGAGGCCCUUGAGGAGCGGCAUACCGUGCUCUGGGGAGGCUGGCGCAGGAGGGUGGGUGUCGGCUGUUCAGGAGAACCAAGUAUUGAGAGUGGGCAUGGACAAUAUGAGGAUGAGGGUUUCCGAGCUCGAAAAGGAGUGCUCGAACAUGAAGCAAGAGAUCGAGAAGCUGGGCCGCGGAAAGAGCGGCGGGUGGAAGGAAGUCCCUAAGAAGCUGCAUCUUCUGAGGAUCAAGUCACAGAUGUGCAGCGCGCAGGAGCCGGCGCUCUCAGUGAGUGAGCAGCAGCAGAAGAGCGUGAGCGAGAAGCUCGAGAAGCUGCAGGCGAAGAUCACAAAGCACAAGAAGCAACUGUCUGCAGAUUUGUGAAAAUUGAUACACGCUCCUGCUGCAACAGUAGUUCUGUAAGUCUAGUCUUCUCUUAUUAGUCUUUCUGCAAUCUUCUGUUUCUGCACUUUUACAUCAGAGUUCUGAAUGUCUCCAGCAUAUUUCUGUUUGAUGUUUUGCUACUUUAUGUUUAGUGCCAUACCGUCGUCUCUCGCA